AUGCGUCAAUACUUUCUCCCGGCGGCCAUCUGCCUUGCCCAGGUGGCACGCGCAGAGUUUGGAAACUCGUUCUACCUCGGCCCUUUCUCCGGAGGCCAGUAUAUCACGAAGGCGACCUAUUCUUUGAGCGCGCCAAGCGUGCCUACUGGGUUCGACAGCUCCGACACCAGCCUGUGGCUCUCGAUCUGGGUCGGCGUGCAGCAGUCAUCAGAGGACGUUGACAACGAGAACCUGGUUCAGCCCCUGCUGAACUGGUGCCUCGACAAUGAGUCUUGCGGCUGCGAUGCAGACGAGACUCAGUGGUGUGUUGCCGCUAAUACGUAUACGCCUUCCGGGCAGGAGGGAGAAUCCUAUGUUGUAGUGCCGUCCGAUGCCGUUCUCGAUUUUGAGAUCGCUGUCAACUCAUCGACCAGCUAUAUCGACCAGAAGGUCUGGAUCAACGGAGAACUGGUUUCGCAGAAGUCUGACUCCCAGGGAAUGAAGCCUGGGGUUAUCUAUAGCGCCAAUGAAUGCUCCGACGCCAACUGUGGCACUCUCCCUGCAUUCAGCUGGACAAACAUGACCUUGACCUUUAACGAGGCGAUUGAUACCGUCGAGCCGGCUCUCAACGUCGCGACUUCCACUGGCUUCACAACUUCUGACGGCGGCAUUACCUGGACAGCCGAUGAGAUCAACAUGGGCAAAGACACGGCUUGGUCUUGA
Truncatella angustata is the source of this 702-nucleotide messenger RNA. RefSeq lists its product as uncharacterized. The record is from RefSeq and is a predicted model, not a curated record. NCBI's taxonomy places the organism in Eukaryota, Fungi, Ascomycota, Sordariomycetes, Amphisphaeriales, Sporocadaceae. Bases 1 to 702 code for a protein of 233 amino acids. The transcript has 4 exons.